AUGGACCCCGGCGAGAUCAUGGACCCCCACGAAGAUUUCAUCAGGCCUACCGAAGAAUAUGCAGUUGGGAAGGAGUUCAACUUAUUCCCAUACAAGCCCGAUGAGCCUCAUGGCACGGAAGUGUACCGACGUCGACGCCUUCCGGCAGACGAGAUCGUCGGCAGCAUCCGGGGUUUUGACCCCACGAAGGACUUCACCAACACCAAAGCCAGGGUGCGGAUCGAUGAGCACAUUCGCAUCAGCAUGAAUCAAAAGUCUCAAAUCUUUGGUCUGAGCAUCGUGAAGGCCCCGAUAGACGAGCGUCCGGCAAGUGAGCAGCAAUCCCUCUACCACCCAGUCGGAUCUGGCCAGCCCAUCACCUGGAACCUCGCCGGCAAGGCGGUCGAUGUGGAAUACGCCUCGAGCGAUUCCGUGGGAGUUAAACAGAUUGAAGAAGCGGCUGACGGGCGAGUGUGCUGCGAGCACGCUGCCUAUACGUACUAUCGCAGCCUGGGCAAGACUGGAUACCCGCACGUUAUGCCGCAGUUCUACGGCACUUGGGUCAUGGAGAUUGACGACGGAUUUGACGAUGAGGGUAUCCAGGUGAAUAGAUACGUCUGUGUGUUGCUCCUUGAGUACAUUCACGGCUACUCCAUCGAUGAGCUGUCUUAUCGUAGUGAGGAGGAUGAGGGCUACUUUGGCAAGCUGGCGGGCUUUCAACGGGUCGACAACACCUGGACCAACGUCUGGAUGGACGAAUCAACUCGAGCGCUUGUCAUCAAGAAGAUGCUCCACGGUGUCGUUGUCGGCAUGCACCACGGCGUCCAACACCACGAAGCCAGCCCGGAAAACGUCUUCAUGACUCUGCGGGACGGCACCAACAACACCGACCUGGACGAGCUCCGCGUGGUUCUCCUCGAUCACACCUCAACCCAGAUCUGGCGCAAGACCGUCGAUUCACAUUUCUACGGGAGAACACACUGUCUCGAGAAGCUCCCGUACCCAAUUCAUCCCAAGCAGGGUUGCAGCGUGAUGCCACUUGAGGACUACGUGGGAUGGUGGCCUCCUGCUCCCGAGGACCGUCCUGGGGAAGACUUGAAUGAGAUGUUUGACGAUUGGAUGCUCAGCGAGGACGUGUUUGGCCCAUUGGUUGAGGCGCGCGAUGUUGAAGCGGGCUUACAGGGGAAAGAGUGGCCGCAUAAGUAUGCAAAGUACUCCACGUUCGAUACGCUGGACGUUAUCGAGGCGCAGAAGCCUCAGGAGAUGAGGAAGAAGGCGAUGCGCAAGGUGAUUAUCCCCAAGGUCCUCUCGUACUGGCGUAUGAUGAAAGAUGAGGGCCGGGCGGAGCUCGAGGAUCGGCACAAGAUUUGUGAAGAGAGUGAUGACGAGUCUUUCGAAGACAGUAGUUCGUCUCUUGAGGAGUAUACUAGACAUCUUCAAGGGAGGAACGAGUUUCUCGAACAGCACAUCAAAUCUCUCGAAGAGAGAAACGAAGCUCUCGAGAAGAGAAACAGACUUCUUGAGGAGAAGCUUGAGGCGCUCAGUUCGGAAGAGUCUUCCGCAAGCUUACAGUUUCCUCUCCUAGUCCUCUUCAGGAUGGAGCAUCAUUACAAGGCUCAUCUCGUUUUGGCGAAAGCCCUAGUCCUCCCUCAGCUAUUAGAAGAGGGGGAAGUCGCAGCAAGAAGUCAGUUCAAUGGCAGGAAAUGGAAGGGGAAGUGGAAGUGGAGAAGGAAACAGAUGGUUUGA
Molecule: messenger RNA, 1725 nt
Organism: Colletotrichum chrysophilum
Lineage: Eukaryota; Fungi; Ascomycota; Sordariomycetes; Glomerellales; Glomerellaceae
Exons: 2
Coding region: 1-1725 (574 amino acids)
Source: RefSeq, a predicted model, not a curated record